Messenger RNA from Scomber japonicus (chub mackerel), 1951 nucleotides. Its product is annotated as GDP-L-fucose synthase-like. The transcript has 10 exons. Gene Ontology annotation, molecular function: GDP-L-fucose synthase activity. Gene Ontology annotation, biological process: nucleotide-sugar biosynthetic process. The record is from RefSeq and is a predicted model, not a curated record. The coding region runs from base 42 to 1019 and encodes 325 amino acids. Lineage: Eukaryota; Metazoa; Chordata; Actinopteri; Scombriformes; Scombridae.
CGGCUAAACUCUUUCCUGUCGUGCUUGGUUACAACUAACAGAUGAACUGUCAGGAGGAUCACACCGGCCCGAUGAGGGUGCUGGUGACAGGAGGGUCCGGCCUGGUUGGGAGGGCCAUACAGCAUGUGGUCAAAGAGGAAGGAGGAGGCAAGGAGGGCGAAGAGUGGAUAUUCCUUUCGUCCAAAGAUGCCAACCUCAUGAAUAUGGAGGAGACGCGGGCGGUGUUUAAGAAACAUCGACCCACUCAUGUCAUCCACCUGGCUGCUAUGGUCGGAGGGCUUUUCAAGAACAUGAAGUUUAACCUGGACUUUUGGAGGAACAACAUCUACAUCAAUGACAACGUGCUGCAGGCGUCACAUGAAGUCGGCGUGGUCAAGGUUGUUUCCUGUCUAUCCACCUGCAUCUUUCCAGAUAAAACCACCUAUCCCAUCGAUGAGACGAUGAUCCAUAACGGACCACCUCAUGAGUCAAACUUCGGCUACGCCUAUGCAAAGAGAAUGAUUGACGUUCACAACAGGGCGUAUUUCCAGCAGCACGGACGCUGCUACACAGCUGUUAUCCCCACUAAUGUGUUUGGUCCCCAUGACAACUUCAGCAUCGAGGACGGUCACGUGCUGCCAGGCCUCAUCCACAAAGCUUACACUGCUCAAAAGGAGGGGAAACCUUUGGUGGUCUGGGGCUCCGGUACUCCCAGAAGACAGUUCAUUUACUCUUUGGACCUGGCUCGUCUCUUCCUGUGGGUCCUGAGGGAGUAUCCAGAGGUUGAUCCGAUCAUCCUCUCUGUCGGAGAGGAAGAUGAAGUGUCCAUCAAAGAAGCAGCAGAAGCCGUUGUAGAAGGACUGGGCUUUAAAGGAGAAGUGGUGUAUGAUACCAGUAAAGCAGACGGCCAGUUCAAGAAGACGGCCAGUAAUGCAAAGCUGCACCAGUAUCUACCAGACUUCACCUUCACACCGUUUAAACAAGCUUUGAAGGAAACCUGCAAUUGGUUUGUCGCCAACUACGACACGGCUCGCAAGUGAAAACUCAAAACCCAAAAAACAAGCGGGAACAAAGUCUGUCGACACAAACGACCCGUUGUGUUGACAGAGGAGAAGAAAAGAGAGAGUUGGCAGAAAUGGAUACAGCAGCAGGAGGAGGAGGAGGAGGAGGAAGAAGAAGAAGAAGAAGAAAAGGUGGCAGGAGGUCUAAACUGAAUGAAGUCUGUCAGCAUGAGUCUAUCCGUCACUCCCGUCUGUGCACUCAGUGAGCUGGACUGAAUAUCUCACUUAUAUGAAUCAUGUUGUAGACUUUUCUCUUUGGGUACAAUACUAUUAAUAACUGUUAGUAUUGUUUUCUACCACCUGUAUGUAGGAUUUUCAAAUUUUUAUUCACUAUGGUAGUGUUGAUCAUUUUGGUUGUUAACUGACUGCUUCAAUCUGGGAAUACAAGGUCUGGUAUAUUUCUUUUUUUUUAGUGAUAUUCUGUGUAGUAUUGAUUAUUUACAGCUGCUCAUAAUUUCAUUACUGGGUUAUCUUCCAUUCUUUUUAAAGGUUUGGAGAAAAACUAGCACGAAUAUAAUUGCAGUAGAGAAUCAGUGAGAUGAAACGAGUGCACGUAAAUUAAGAUAAAUAACAUAAAGAACCAUUUAGUUUAUUUCAGGAGGGGCGUCCCACCAACCACUCCAAGCCAAAUGCUGAGUAUAGUUCAUUAUAUAGACAUCACAGCCUUAUUAAAAUCCAAAUGGUUUGUUUAAAGGCAGCUUCUGAAUAUGGGUUGUGUGUAUUUCUCCAUGGGAUUUGAGCGUUUUGCUACUUUCACAGUAUUUAUAAAAAAGCUAGACCUAAAACAGAAAUAAAAAUCUCCCUUUUGACAAUGUGGGACCUUUUUUAAAUAACCUGGCGUAGAUUCAUUUAAUUUAAUAAACAAGUUACUUUUUUUUACUGAAAUUUAUCGGCAUAUAAAUAAAUGUUUC